Myotis davidii is the source of this 517-nucleotide messenger RNA. RefSeq names its product exportin-7-like. Gene Ontology annotation, biological process: protein export from nucleus. The coding region runs from base 104 to 502 and encodes 132 amino acids. NCBI's taxonomy places the organism in Eukaryota, Metazoa, Chordata, Mammalia, Chiroptera, Vespertilionidae. The transcript has 2 exons. The record is from RefSeq and is a predicted model, not a curated record. Gene Ontology annotation, molecular function: nuclear export signal receptor activity. Gene Ontology annotation, cellular component: cytoplasm; nuclear pore.
ACACUCAAAGUCCCAUUUCUCAGUAGCAUGAAGAAGUAAGGGAAUUUAGAGUCAAUCGCAUAAUUUUUGCCAUUUCUUGGACAUUUAGUACAUUUAAAGAUGUAUGCCCUUCCCUGACAGAGCCUUAUGUCAUGUGGGUUGUUUUUGCUUUAUAGGGAACUAUGUGCUCAACUACCUUGCCACUCGGCCAAAGUUGGCUACUUUCGUGACACAAGCACUUAUUCAGUUGUAUGCCAGAAUCACAAAGCUGGGCUGGUUUGACUGUCAGAAGGAUGACUAUGUCUUCAGAAAUGCAAUCACAGACGUCACAAGGUUUUUACAGGAUAGUGUUGAAUACUGCAUUAUUGGCGUCACAAUUUUAUCUCAGCUAACCAAUGAAAUUAAUCAAGUAAGUGCUACAGCCUUCCUCAUUGAAGUAAGUGCCAUAUUUUUCUUAGUAUUGGUGUUUUCUGCUCUGUGUGGGAUGAUCGUUUUGGCAGUUGUGUGCUUUCGCGGUAAGUGAUUAAUGCCCUUUUGA